GAUCUUGUUGACCAUAAAACCCUACUUAUUUGGGUCCAUCACGCCAGUCACUGAGACAACGGUCACCAAAUUUCAUGAAACUGUGAUGGCCGUCAAAGCCCUCGACGAGUCAGAUGUUGGCAUCUCCUGCUACAUUUCCAACCUUCCUGGUUUCCGUGGAAUUUUAAAGCAAAGGUAUUCUGAUUUUAUUGUAAAUGAAGUAGACAGAGAAGGAAAUGUUGUUCAAUUGUCCUCGUUUGAUGUCCCUGAGGAGAGCGUUGAAGAAAAACGAGAGCAGACAACUGAGGCUACAAAUAUAAGUUAUGCAUCUCUAAUUGAGUCAUUUAAAUCUCUUGCCGGUGAUGCUGAUGUAGAGCGUUUGGAAGAGUUUCUGAAUGAAUUAAGUUCCAGUUGCGGAGACAGUGUUUCUCCCAUUGUUCUAUCCCCAGAUUCUGACAAAUCACAUAGAACGGCAAUGCAUAAUUUCUUCAGAGAGAACUUCAAGUUUCUUGUCACUGACACUAUUGAUGGACCAGAUGCUUCAUCAAAAUGUAUCCGUGUGAGAGUGGAUUCAGAUGGACCUAGGAACAAAGGUAGAAACUCCAGGAAACGCAAAGAUAGAGAUUACAAGCCUUUUGAUAGCAGAGGUUCGGAAAAUUGGCCAGCAAAUGUUGGCAAAUUCCUCAGGUUUCAUCUUUAUAAGGAGAAUAAAGAUACACAGGAAGCUCUGGGGGUGAUUGGGAAGAUGCUUGGCACACAGCCAAAAUCAUUUGGGUUUGCUGGUACAAAGGACAAACGCGCUGUUUCAACACAAAGGAUUACUGUUUUUAAGCAGCGGGCAAGUAGACUAGCUUCCCUUAAUGACAGGUUGAUUGGUAUCAAAGUUGGUGACUUCUGCUAUGUUAAAGAAGGACUUCUUCUUGGCCAGCUAUUUGGGAACCGAUUUACAAUCACAUUACGAGGAAUUAUUGCAGAUUCUGAAGAUACCAUAAAAGCAUCUGCAGAUGCUUUAGGAAAGCAUGGCUUCAUCAACUAUUUUGGUUUACAACGUUUUGGCAGCGGUUCUGUUCCAACUCACCUUAUUGGGGCUGCAUUACUUAGAGGGGAAUGGAAGCUUGCUGUAGAUAUGAUUCUUGAUCCACGGGAUGGAGAAAGAAAUGCAAUAACCAAGGCACGUGAGUAUUAUAAGAACAGUAAUGAUGUUGAAGGGACAUUGAAGCAGUUACCUCGACAUAUGGUUGCUGAAAGGGCUGUGCUGCAAAGUUUGAAGAAGGCUCCUGGAAAUUACUUGCAGGCUUUGAAAGCUAUACCCCGGACAUUGAGAAUGAUGUAUGUGCAUAGUUACCAAAGCUAUUUGUGGAAUCAUGCUGCAACUACAAGGGUGCAAAAAUAUGGUACUGAACAAGUUGUAGUAGGAGACUUGGUGUAUCGCAAAGAUAAUGCUGCCGGAAAUGGAACAGGGUUUGUCAGUCGUGACUGUUCUGUUAGCUGUAACAAUGGAGAAAAUUCCUCUAACGAAGAUGAAGAAAUGGAUGUUCAUGAAGAACGCAAUAGCCACGUCAAGGUUAUGACUGCUGAAGACCUUGAGGCAGGAUGUUAUACUAUCGAUGAUGUCAUCCUUCCAAUGCCUGGUUCACGGGUAGUUUAUCCAACAAAUGAUGUUGCCCAAGUUUAUCAUGAUUGGGCGAAGAAGGAUGCAAUCAGCCUAACAGAAUGUGUCCACAAUGUCAAGGAAUUCUCGAUAACCAAUAUGACUGGAAGUUACAGGAGGGUUUUUCAGAAACCAAUAAAUUUUGAAUGGGAAUUACUUACAUAUACUGAUCGUAGCAAACCAUUGGCAGAGACAGACUUGGACAAAAUGGGGAAGACCAGACCUAUAGACGAUUUCAAACAAGUGAAUGCCCCCCGUUGGGAGAAGGAAGAAAAUCUUGAUUGCAUUAGACAACCAGAAAGUUCUGGUGAUGAUGCUAAGCUUGAGAUUGCAAAUGAUGAGACGCCUGGUGAUGAAGUAGAGUUGUUGCAAGAUGAAUCCAUUUGCACCUCUAAUUCACAGGAUUCACAAAUUGCUCUCAAAUUAAGCUUUACUCUUCCUUCUUCUUGUUAUGCAACUAUGGCCAUAAGAGAGCUUCUGAAGACCUCAACAUCUGUUGCAUAUCACAAGACAUUAAACCAGUAAGCAUCGUAUAGGAGGAUGGUUUUCUACCGGAGAGGGUCAAGUAGAGCGGGAGAGAAACGCCAGUAAGCUAAGGUUCACCACGUGUCACGAACGAAAGAGGGUUUUGGUUUGCUUGAACCGGCCACCAUGCUACGGAUGGAAAGAGAGAUUCGUGAGGUGGACUGUAUUUUGGUCCCUUAUUUCGGUGUGAAAAGAAAUCAAAUCGUACUGACAAUGCCUGGAAUUGGUUUAAAGUGAAAACGGAAAGGAGAUAGGAAUUAGAAUUACAAUUAAUAACAAUAAAGGAAUGUAAUUGAGUUUUGGAAAUAUGCUUGUUAGUAGUGAGGCAAAGUUUUGUGCCUAUUUAUUGAUUAGGGAUGCUUAAGAUUGCUAACCUUUGUUCAGCCGCCACUUUGCUCUGAAAUGAUGGAUGAAGGAAGAUGUCUCGAUUUGUUUAGUAGCUUGUCA
Messenger RNA from Neltuma alba, 2602 nucleotides. RefSeq names its product multisubstrate pseudouridine synthase 7. NCBI's taxonomy places the organism in Eukaryota, Viridiplantae, Streptophyta, Magnoliopsida, Fabales, Fabaceae. The record is from RefSeq and is a predicted model, not a curated record. Bases 86 to 2155 code for a protein of 689 amino acids. Gene Ontology annotation, molecular function: pseudouridine synthase activity; RNA binding. Gene Ontology annotation, biological process: pseudouridine synthesis. Gene Ontology annotation, cellular component: nucleus. The transcript is spliced from 20 exons.